Messenger RNA from Perkinsus marinus ATCC 50983, 3324 nucleotides. RefSeq lists its product as hypothetical. The transcript is spliced from 5 exons. Bases 1 to 3324 code for a protein of 1107 amino acids. Lineage: Eukaryota; Perkinsozoa; Perkinsida; Perkinsidae. Gene Ontology annotation, molecular function: nucleic acid binding. Gene Ontology annotation, biological process: DNA integration. The record is from RefSeq and is a predicted model, not a curated record.
AUGGGAUUCGUCCUGGCCACCUUCGACGACUUCACUGAUGACAUCGUCUACAAGUUCUUCAAGUUUCGCGGUCCAGUGAUGGGUAUUGCCGGCUCUCUAGCCAUACUACAACUAUCCGGUAGCAUCAUGGUUGCCGAAGCCAAUGAGAGGACAGCUGCACGCUUGAAUGGCGCGAACGGUGAUCCGAUGGCACACCCUAUCAGACUAGCUCUCGACGGACCAUGUCUAGCAACAGCUGAAGAGCUCUACGGUCUACAUCCCCAUCAACUAUACCAGCAGAGACCGAGUGAAGCAGCAAAGCAGUUACGCCGUGUCAUCGUUGACGUCGAGAAAAGUAACAUGCGAAUGCUCGCAGAAAGCGACGGCAAACCUGCCUCCGAGACCGACACUGAUGAUGUCCUACACUGCACUAUCCUGAAGAGGCUAGCACUAGGUGCUCAAGCCUAUCUGAAUCAUGGUGCCAGAGGACGGUAUAUGGACGACUACGUUGUGGCAGCUGAUUCCCGAGCGGAGAUCGAGAUGAUGUUGAGCGGAGAUGAUGAAGUCACCAAGUCUAGGGGUCAACACUUCUCCGAAAAGAAGACCAAACGCAGCUGGGAUAACGUGUUAGCUGACGACAUCUGCGUUGGCUCUGAUGAUGCUCUCCAUCUUACUGCCCUUCGUCGAGGCAUCACUCAGCGGUUGUCACAUCGCAUGUUCGAGACCAAUGACAAGAAGGAGGUCAGCAACCUUCCCGACCAGAUACCCAGUGAUCCCCAACCAUGUCUAGGUGUGCGAUGGCAUCCGAAGUGUGACUCUCUGUCUCUCAAGUCAGACCUUCGUCAUAAGGCCUCAACGGUGACCACAGUCAAGCUUCUCAAGCGUUACGGCAACGGAUUCUACGACCCCCUCGGUUGGCAUCUCGAGCUCUCUAUGCAGCUCCGCCUCCUGUGCCGCCAAGCCAGGUCUAACGCCGACCCGCACACUGGUCACCUCCGCUCUGAGGACACCCAGGCUCUUGUCGCCUGGGAGAAUCAAUUGAAGGCCUUCGACCUAAGGGUCCCCCGACGUCUACGUCGACCAGGUGAAAGUCACUGCAACUCUGUCUGUCUCUUCACAGACAGCCGUGACACCGCAGGCGCUGCUCUGUUGUACGACCUCCACGGCCAGCGUAUUGCAGGUUCAGGGUAUCUCCACCAACUCCAAGGACGUCGUACGGCCCCCAAGUUUGAGCUGGACACCUUGGCGUCAUCGCUGGAGUGGGCAUCGGCUAUGCUUCAGGAGUCCAACGACCACUCUCCUGUCCAUCAUCUUCUGGUCUUCACUGACAGCAGAGAGUGCCUCAAGGUGAAGAACGCUAUCCACCAGUCACAGACCCGUCGUGAAGGCCUUCGUGUGGUGGUAUCGCAUCUCAGCGGCAAGUCUAACCUGGCCGAUGCUCCCCCAAGGUGCCAGCCGAAGUCUUUGUUCAUUGACUCCGACGCUCUCUUCUGCCACAUCCGAGCCUUCCAUGAUGACCUUCUGCGAUGCAACGACGGUGAUCUACAAGCCAGUCCUAUGAUUUUCCGCCUUGACCCAGAGUAUGUUCCUACUGCUCUCCCCACGCGUUGGUCCAAGAAGGAGUCUUCAAAACCCAAGGUUACAUUGGCGUCACUUAGUACAGCGACGACCCCUAGUCCCGCUGGUGAAAGCACUCCAGCUUCCAGCACAAGCACGGUCGCCGACCCCUUGCGUCUGCUUAUACGUCAUCAACAACGCCUCCAUUUGAAGGCCUUCCACAAGUCGCCCUUUCACUUCAAGACUGACGAAGGCCUUAUCUAUCGGUCGACACGUCAAGCGGGUGAUGGUACUAUCUUCAACCAGUUGUCCCAGCGCCCUCUCCAUGCUCCUGCUGGCACCUUCGCGGCUCCUACAGCUGUCUGGCAGUAUAUCGGUCUCGACCACACCGGCCCCUAUGAUGUCCCAGUAAGAGAAGGCUCUCAACGGCUCCCUUAUUGUCUUGUGGCUACUUGUCUGCUGUCGGGCCACCAGCUCGCUGUAGCGGUCUCUAGCACCUCUUUCGAGCAGAUUACGCUGGCCUUCAAGAAGAUAUUGGCCCUUGCAGGGGUUCCUAAAGGCCUUCGGUGUGACAACUCUCAGUCCUUCCGGGGCUCUGAGUUCCGAUGUCUAUGCCUCUCCUAUUCUAUCGAAAUGCAGUUCAUUUAUAGCCGGUCUCCUCAACGUGGAGGUGCCUACGAGCGCCGCCAUGCCGAGCUCAAUGAGCAGCUUCGCCUCCUCCAAGCUCGUGACCAACCAUGUGAUCUCACUGUCCUGGAGGCCACCGCUCGCUCCAAUGCUCAGUUUCGCUGGGAUGACUCCGGUUUGGUCAACUCUCCUUGGGACCUGGCUCGCACUUAUCCUUAUCUACAGUGUGCUACCCUUUCUCCUCCAGUCGACCCCACUUUCCCGAAAGCAUUUCAAGAGCCCUCUGCUCGGGUUAGUGAAUGGCUACUCUCUACUUGGGAGAAGGAUUGUGAAGGACGACGAGUUCGGGCUGGUGAUAAAGCUGCUACUGUCAACACGGGUGACAUUGUCUAUCUCAAGCUGCCCAGACGUGUGACUAAGCUCAGCUCAUCCACUACCGGUCCUUUCCGAGUCCUUCAACGUUGUGGCAACUCAGUCAAGCUGACUCCCAUCACUGGCGCCAACCGUUAUCGGUCUGUCUUUUUCCAGCCCAUCGACAACGUGGUGCGGACGGUUUCUGAUCCUGUCCACGACUCUGAAACGCCCCUGCCUGGGCCCCCAGAGUCUCAUGGAGUUCCUGAUGAGUCCAUUCCUGACAAGGCUCGUAGCGCCGAGGCCACCGUUAGCCCCCAAGUUGAAGAUGAUUCUUCUAAGGCCUUAGCAAGUGCUCAGGACGACGCUCACGUCAACGACACUGCUUCAAGUGCUCUACCUUCGAAGGCCUUCACAUCAACCACCGGCUCUUCAGCAGACGACACAGUCAUUCACGAGCCUUCUUCGACCUCCUCUCGGCCAAGGACUAAACGGGCUAUUGUUCCACGCCGUACCGGUGACCCCCAUCCUGAAGUGAAGAACUUCGCCUACAUCACUUCUUCUGGUCGAGGUGGACUCCAAUGUGGAAGGGUUAUCAGCGUUGACCAAGGCCUUUACCGACUGCAACUAGCAGACCGUUCUGCCGACGGAAACUCUCUAUGUCUUCGCUCUGAUAUGGUCUCUUCUCCGACUGCCUAUCUACUUCGUGUCCAAGGAGACUCUGACGACUUCCCCGACAACAAGACCGAUUUCCGUCUGACUCGAGCGUCCGUCCGUUUCCUUGACAACCUCAAGAUGACCAAGCGCUGA